Molecule: messenger RNA, 2484 nt
Organism: Cavenderia fasciculata
Lineage: Eukaryota; Evosea; Eumycetozoa; Acytosteliales; Cavenderiaceae
Gene: rngB
Product: RING zinc finger-containing protein
Exons: 3
Coding region: 1-2484 (827 amino acids)
Molecular function (GO): protein binding
Source: RefSeq, a predicted model, not a curated record
AUGAAAUUGGAGUGGAAAAGGUUAGGAACAGGUGCACCUGAAGCACGUUGGGGUCAUGUUUGCGUCACGUUGAAUAGUGGCAAUCAAUUCCUAGUGUUUGGUGGUAAUGGCAACAAAGCAUACAAUGACAUACACCUAUACAAUAGUUUGUCAAAUGGAUGGACAAAGGUAGAAGCAUCAACACACGGUGGAGCAUCUACCCCACAACCUAGAUACGGUCACAGUGCAACUCUAUUUGGAAACAACAGUGCAUUGGCAAAUCUUGCAGGUGGUGCAACCUCUAAUAAUCAAUAUAUAUUAUUGUACGGUGGUAAACACAACAACAGUAAACCAUUUUCAGAUAUUCAAAUACUUCAGUUUGUAGUGAAUACUGCUACUGGACUACCAGAUCGUUUUAAAUGGCUUAAAAGUAUACAUCAAAAGAGUCCUGAUGGCGGUAGAGCUGGUCACACUGCUAUAUCAUAUCAUGAUAAACUAUAUGUAUUUGGAGGUCAUAAUAGUUCAAAAAACAAAUAUUAUAGUUCAAUUGUUAUAUUUAAUGUUGAAACUUUAACAUGGGAUCAACCAACAUGUGAAGGAUCAAUACCUCCGUCAAGAGGUUCACAUUCAACUUUUCAAUCAGGUAACCAAAUGUAUAUAUUUGGUGGAUUUGAUGGAAAAAAAUAUUAUAAUGAUUUAUAUUGUUUAGAUUUAGAUAAAUUAAUUUGGAAAAAAUUAGAAGCAAAAGGAACACCACCUAAACCAAGAAGUGGACAUUCUUCUACUUUAUUGGGAGACAAGUUGAUUGUAUUUGGAGGAUGUGGAUCAGAUAGUAAUUUCUUAAAUGAUAUACAUUUGUUAAAUUUGGAGGAUCUUAGAUGGGAACAACCAGUUAUUACUGGCAUGGAGAACCCAUAUCCUAGAUUUAGACAUACGGCCAAUUCAAUGGGUCACAACAAAGUAUUUAUUUAUGCCGGUACUGGAUCGGGUGCAUUAUUGAGUGAUGCCCUUGCCAUCGAGGCUUCUCAUAUAUCAUCAUCCAAUUUACAAUUACCACAAUCUUUACAACAACCACAACAACAAUCAUCACCAUCACAACAACAACAAACACCACCAUCACCACAGGCAUCAAACUCAUCAACAUCAUCAUCAUCACCACCAUCUACUAACAACUCUAUGAAUAAUAUUGAAGAAACACCAACUACAUCUACGACUACAACUACGACACAAACUACUACAACGACAACUUUAACAACUACAACAACAACUGCAAAUAAUAAUAAUGGUACAGGUACGACUGCACCAACAUCGACAUCAUCACCGUCUCCACCAAUGGGGCAUUCACGUAACCCAUCAUCAAGUGGAAAUACAAUACUACCACCAAUUAUAAUGGCAACACCAAUACCAACAACAUCAACACUAACACCACUAGAAUCACAUUCAAUUAAUUUAUCACAUACUAGUCCAAAUGUAAAUCAAAUAGUAGAUAAUAUAGUUGUUGUAACAAAGGAAAAGGAAAAAGAAAAAGAAAAGGAAAAAGAAAAGGAUAAAAAGAGUAAAUUGAUUAAACCUGUUUUAAAUAAUUUAAAGAUUGGUGGUGAUAAAAUCCUAUCACUCUUUGACAAGGACAAUGAAAUCAAAACGUUAAAAGACAACUUGGCACAAGAGAAUGCACAACGAUUGUUGGCCGACAUCAAGAUGGAAAAGGAAUUGAUUGAAAAGAAAAAGACCGAAGAUCAAUUAAACAAUGAAAGAAACAAACGAACUCAUCUUGAAACUCAACUAAAGACCGAACAAAAGAGUAGACAGACUGUCGAGGAACGCAUUCAAAAAUUAACUGUACAAAACCAACAAUUGACCGAGCAGGUUGCCCACCUAAAGCGAGAGCCAAAGGACGGCAUCUGGAAGGUUAAAUACAACAGGCUAUCUGGCACCGAGAUGACCGACGUUAAAACUCUGGAAGACUGUGACGAGUUGGAAGAGAUCCAUCUCGAGGCACUUGACAAACUCAGACUCAAACGAACUCACAUUCGUAAAGAGAUGGAAAAGGAGUGGCGUUUGGACAUGGAGAGAAAGAUUAGUGACUUGAACGAAUUGGUUGGAAAGCAGAUACCACCAGAUCAACACAACACGGUCGUCAUGCAAUUGGAAUCAACCAAAACUGAAAUGAAACAAAUCAACGAGAAAUAUCAACAACUACAAGGUAAACAUCUUGAAGGUCUCGAUAUCAAUCAAUUGACGACACUCGAAGAUGUCCAUCACAACAGUUUGAAACAACUCUCAUCCAUGAAACAAGUUCAAUGGAUGAAGCAAUUAGAGACACUCAAAAAGGAAAAAGAACAAUUGCAAGACCAAAACAACUGUGUUGUUUGUACAGAAAAUCCACCCAAUGUAGUAUUAUUACCAUGUAGACAUAAUAGUCUUUGUUCCAAAUGUAGUAAAACUUUGACACGUUGUCCUAUUUGUCGUGCAAAUAUUGAUGAUAAAAUUGAAACUUAUAUUUAA